AGGCUCAGCAACCCCUUAGGGCCGCUGGAGAUAGGGACAGCCAUAGCUUGGGUAGUGGUUGCAAGGGAGGAGUUGAAGUAUGUUGUUUGUCACGUCGCCAUCUUUAUAGUUAACGUAAUCAACCACCGAGCGACGAAUACCACCGAGCGACGAAUUUUCCUCCACCCUACCACUUCCUUUUUUCAACGCGUCAUUUUAUCACCACCACUAUCAAAAAUGCCUUUAUCUCAAGAAAACCGAAUUCAAAUGGCUAUUGCAGCUUAUAAAAAUCAAAAAGUCAAAUCAAUACUGAAGGCUGCAGAGAUUUUUGGGGUGCCUGAGGCUACCCUUCGCGCUC
Messenger RNA from Rasamsonia emersonii CBS 393.64, 337 nucleotides. RefSeq lists its product as uncharacterized. Lineage: Eukaryota; Fungi; Ascomycota; Eurotiomycetes; Eurotiales; Trichocomaceae. The annotation marks the transcript as partial. The record is from RefSeq and is a predicted model, not a curated record. The transcript has a single exon.